AUGUACGUCUUAAUCAAUUCCGAAAGGCAUAAAGAUAAAGUCUUUAAAUUUGCGGGCCAACACCGAAUUAAUUGGCAUUUUAUACCACCAUUAGCGCCACAUUUUGGAGGUCUAUGGGAGUCCUCAGUGAAGUCAUUUAAACAUCAUUUUAAACGUGUUGUAGGAGAUUGUUUAUUUACUUUCGAAGAAUUGAAUACGUUUACUAUUGAAGUCGAAGGCAUAUUAAAUUCUAGACCGAUUACUUCAAUCUCUUCGGAUCCAAACGACUUGUUGGUAUUAUCUCCUGCACAUUAUUUGAUUGGAAAACCCAUAACAUCAUUACCAGAAGAAAAUUUGGUUUCUAUUCCGAUUACCCGCUUAUCUUCUUGGCAACAUAUUAUGAAAGUACGUCAAGAUUUUUGGUCACGGUGGAGUCUUGAAUACUUAAAUGAACUUCAGACACGUAAUAAGUGGAUUAAAAAUGGGCCAAAACUUGAUGUUGGAACAGUUGUCCUUUUAAAGGACAAGAAUUUACCCUGUACUAAAUGGUCUUUGGGCAGGAUUACUAAAAAAUCUCCUGACGAAGAUGAACACGAGCUAGAAAAAGUGUCACAACGCGGUGACAAGGAUAGCAACUCCUUAUGGGAAGCACUCAAGGAAGCAAUGACGCAAACAGCCAAACAGAACAUGCUUCCUCGAGUAAGCAGGAAGAACUUCAUCACGCCGGGGACGGAUGAUGUCAUCCUCAAGAGACGGGAACUAAAAAAGAAGAGAUUAAGCUCAGAGAACGAGCAUGAGCAAUACUCACAAUUGAACCGUGAAGUACAGAGACGAUGCCGAAGUGACAAAAACGCAUAUAUUAACGACAUAUGCGUCGAACUAGAGCGUCACUCAGUUAAAGGCGAAAUCAAGUCUCUCUUCUGCAAAGUUAGAGAACUAACGAAGCAACGAAGUCCCAGGACCUGGGUCAUUGAGGAUGACAGCGGACGAGCAAUCAGCGAGGUGGAGGAGAUCCUGGAGCGGUGGAGACUGUACUGUGAAAAUCUGUACGACUCAGAAGAACGCUCUCACAAAACACAGUGGAAUCAAGUCGAACAAGAACCGAUCAUCCUUAUGGCAGAAAUUGAGCAGGCAAUCAACGCCUUGAAGAACGGCAAGGCGCCAGGACUCUCUGCCCUCAGUCAUCUUAACCUGCUCGACCCCAUGACUGGGUUCAGGCCUGGGAACAGCACCCAGACUGCUCUGGUCAGGCUGACGGAUGACGUCAGACUGGCCAUUGACAAGCGGCAGGUCACCCUGCUAAUACUUUUCGAUUUUUCCAAGGCCUUUGACUCGGUCUGCCAUGACCUCCUCCUACGAAAACUGGAAGGUUUCUGUCUCUCGCGCUCGGCACUGGACUGGUUCCGCUCAUAUCUCUCCGGCCGCGCUCAGAGGGUCCGCGGGUCGCGGGAUGAGUGGUCGUCAUGGGCUCCGGUGCUGGCCGACGUUCCUCAGGGUUCCGUCCUAGGUCCCCUCCUCUUCAUACUGUUUAUUAAUGACUUGAGGCGGACCCUCAGGUUCUGCAGGCACAUCCUCUAUGCCGACGACCUGCAGAUUUAUCUCCACUUCGACCCUAGCGAUCUCGAGGACGCGACUGCAAAAUCACAUUGCGUUUUUAAUAUGAAAAUUUGGAAGUGUUUUAUGAUAGACAGUGACGAGAGGGAUAAUGCAUGGAUGGCAGGUCUACCUCAGAGGGUGGCGGCUGAGGAUCGUCGGCAAUUCCUGAAUGAUCUCAAUAGCGACGAUGAUGAUGACGACAACGACGACGACAACGACGAUGGCAACGAAGCGAGGGCGAGGAUGCCUCCGUGUGUGGCGGUAAACCCACAGUUUGAGGUGCCUUGGGACGCGAGGACGCCUUCGCGAAGUCCGCGGGAGGAUGCAAACCCGCGGGAGGGCCCACGGGAGAGCCCGCGUGAGACGUCGGGGGACAGCAGCGCGAGGAGCUCGCAAGAGAGCUCGCGGGAGGAGGUUAAUUAUUUGCACUAUAUAGGCGGUUUCAACUUAAAAGAAACGGUAAAUCUUUGUCUAAAGGAGGCUUUGAAGGAUUCGUUGACACCGUCAUUUACAUGGUGGGGGAGCCGCGAAGGACGACCAUUAUAUUGCACUCGGUUAAUUGUUGCGAUUUACGAAGCCGUAUGCAAAAACCGACACUUUGAGAAACCGACUCGUUCAGAGUUUCAAACCCAAGCGAAGGAAGCUCUCCGGGCUGCGAAAGAAAGGGCUAGGAACAAGUUGCGGGGUCCACGUGCGCGAAUGCCGAGGAAUCGCCAUUUUUGGGACGAUCAACCGUUGGAACGAGAACAAGAAGAGGCCUUACAGGUACGCCUGCAGAAGAGGUUGCUAAUGUCCACCAAUGUAGCAAACAAUGAGCUCGAGACUACUGCAGCGUCGAAUAACCACAGAGAAAGAAAAAGGAAGAAAUAUUUAUCGGCAUUUUUCAAUGCCAAUAUCAGUCUCAGUAGAUACUAUAAGCUGUACGAAGAAGCUUUCGGUCCCAACUCGAUGUUUAAAAUCGAUUCAAAUAAUUGUUAUAUCCAUCAGUUAUAUCCAGUGAUACCGGAAACAGGCCGUGGUUCACUUGUAGAGCAGAUGGAAAUAGUACAAAACGUUCAGCCUGGGUAUAAAUAUCCCCUCGAAACGAGCCGAUGCAAGCCACUUGCACUCUGGCAAAUAAAUCAGUACCCAUUCAUCCUGGAGCCUACUCAAGGAGGAAUACCGUGGAGGCUAAUUCCGAUUGACCUCUCACCGUCUCCUCCAAGAAAACACGAGGUGAAGGAGCCUUGGAUUCUCCACCCGCUGGAUCUAUCACCGCCAGCUAGGGAGAGACCGCCGAGGAGCUGCCUACAUCCUGUGGACCCAAGGAUCGCCGGAUACAACUCACCGAGCAUCGCAGAACAACGGAGAAAGGAAGCCAUAUCCAUCGCAGAGGACGAUAAAUUUUGGAAGAGACUGGAAAACACCAAGGCGACGCAGACGGAGAAAACCAUCGACCAAGAGGAAACCAGCCUCCUCUUUGCCGACAGAGUCCUAGGAGGUAAAACUGUCGCCUGCAAUAGAGAACAGGCGUUGAGACGGAUAACUCAGCAAGACGUCAAGAAUUAUAUUCCCGAUCGUUAUUUCGUCAGAGGAAAGAAAUACUUUCGGCACGGAAUGGUGCGCAUCGUCGAGACGUCCAGCGAACGUGCACAGGCAACGGAUGGCGCGGACAAUCGCGUCGCCGAGGCGAGAGUUGUGGGUAACGCGGUGUAUCGAGUGAAACUGUGGUACAGGAGGAGGAACGAGCAGGGUCAUCCGCCGUUCACUCUGGACGGACGAUGCAAUUGUCCGGCGUUCGCGGUUCACGUAUUAACGGCGGGGCGUGCAAAAUUUAUCGAUAGUGUCAAUUACAUGCCGAUGCGUUUGUCGGAAUUGCCGAAAGCCUUCGGAUUGCCGGAUACUUGCGGUAAAGGCGUCUUCCCACAUUUGUUCAACACUAUCAAUAAUCAGAUGUACGUUGGCCCGAUGCCUAAUGUUAAAUAUUACGCGCCCGAAACAAUGCAAGCGCAGGAGCGCGAACGUUUUCUCGCGUGGCACGCGGAAAUGUCGAGUAAAAACACCGUAUUCGACUUUCAGCAUGAAAUACUCGAAUAUUGUCGAACCGACGCCAUUAUUCUUCGUCGUGCAUGCAUGGCGUUUCGAAAGAUAUUUCUAGAACGCGGCAAUGUGUGUCCUUUCGUGGAAUGCACGACUAUCGCCUCGACGUGCAUGAGAGUUUUUUGCGAGAACUUCUUGCGCAAAGAGGUGAUAGGGAUCAUUCCGAUGGGAGGAUACAAGUAUAAAGAUAAGCAGUCGCGCAAAGCUAUUCAAUGGCUAGUUUUGAAGGAACGCGAGUUGGGCCGACGUAUAAUCCACGCUGGACACGGAUGGCAACAUCGUUUAACGGAGGGCAUGCGCGUCGACGGGUAUUAUGAGUGUGAUAAUAAUAACGGCGAAACGCAACGUCACGUGCUACAAUUUCACGGUUGCUCUUUUCACGGGUGUACAACUUGCUAUAGGGUUAACCGCGAAAAAACACCGAAGCCGAAAGAUACGUACGACGACCGCUUUGAACGAACGCUUGCAAUAACAGCGCAAUUACGUCGCAAAGGCUACAUCGUGACGGAAAAAUGGGAAUGUGACUUCGACAAAGAAUUGCGCGAGAAUCGCGAGAUGCGCGAAUUUGUCGAAAACCAUCCGAUGAUAAAAAUCGCUCCGCUCGAUCUUCGUAACGCAUUUUUCGGCGGUCGCACCGGUAAUGUCAUGACCCGUUACGAGACCUCGGGCAACGAGAAAAUACAUUACGUGGACGUAUGUUCUCUGUACCCGUACGUUCUCAAGACCGGAGUUUUUCCAAUCGGACAUCCCGAUAUCUUCGUCGGCGUUGAGUGUACCGAGUUGAUUGGAUCAGCACCGGAUUUCGACUUCUCGCGAGUCGAAGGGCUCGUGCGCUGUCGGGUACUCCCUCCGCGAGAUCUUUUCCAUCCGGUAUUACCGUAUAGGGUAGGCGGAAAAUUAUUAUUUGCGCUUUGUCGUACAUGCUGCGAAGUAUUUUCUCGCGCAGUGUGCACUUACGACGACCCCGCGGAACGUGAGCUCGAGGGUACGUGGGUGUCCUGCGAAUUGCGUAAAGCAAUCGAGAAAGGUUAUCUCGUGACGAGAGUAGACGAGAUCUGGCAGUAUAAAAGUACGCGCUACGAUCCCGGUACACGGGAAGGCGGGCUGUUUGUCGAAUAUAUCAACACUUUCUUACAGUUAAAACAAGAGGCGAGUGGGUGGCCGAGCAAAUGCGAAAACGACGAUGUUGCUAAAGAGCGAUACCUUCGGGAAUAUGAAUCGACUGAGAGUAUUGCUCUUAAUAAAAGCAGCAUCGCGCGAAAUCCCGGAUUACGCUCAGUCGCCAAACUCUGUCUCAAUUCGUUUUGGGGAAAAUUCGGCCAACGAAACAACCUACCGAAUACCGAGAUAGUAAAAACUCGUCAACAUCUCGCGGAAUUACUGUCAAGCCCGGAAUACGCGGUAACCAGCAUAUUGCCCGUCAAUGACGAGGUGAUGUAUGUUUCGUGGCGGUUGAGAGACGAGGCGGUAAUACCGUCACCAAUGGCAAAUGUGGUCAUCGCGGGGAGAGCGCUAGAGGCACCAGCCGCUACAGGGACAGUGGACCGCGAGUACGAGGCAGAAGCUGUGCAUCCAAGCUGUAGUAUAGACGUGAGGCAGGGCGGUAGAGUAAAAUCUAGAACGAGUGUGAUCGAGGAAGCGAUUUUCGUGGCUGAAACAUCUUGUAUUAAUAAACGAGGAAUUCAAAGCUAA
Wasmannia auropunctata (little fire ant) is the source of this 5346-nucleotide messenger RNA. RefSeq lists its product as uncharacterized. The record is from RefSeq and is a predicted model, not a curated record. The transcript is spliced from 12 exons. Bases 1 to 5346 code for a protein of 1781 amino acids. NCBI's taxonomy places the organism in Eukaryota, Metazoa, Arthropoda, Insecta, Hymenoptera, Formicidae. Gene Ontology annotation, biological process: DNA replication. Gene Ontology annotation, molecular function: DNA-directed DNA polymerase activity; nucleotide binding; DNA binding.